This is a messenger RNA of Carya illinoinensis, 1416 nucleotides long. Its product is annotated as protein GET4. Gene Ontology annotation, molecular function: protein binding. Lineage: Eukaryota; Viridiplantae; Streptophyta; Magnoliopsida; Fagales; Juglandaceae. Bases 183 to 1157 code for a protein of 324 amino acids. Gene Ontology annotation, cellular component: cytosol. The record is from RefSeq and is a predicted model, not a curated record. The transcript has 12 exons. Gene Ontology annotation, biological process: protein insertion into ER membrane.
CUGUGGCACGGGUCUAAUGGGGAGCCCAGGCUUUGGAAGGGGAAGACUGAAGACCGUGCUAGAGUUAGACCCAAAUCGUUUGAUCACUCGCCUCCUCUGAUCCCAAUCUCACACCGAUCCCUGCUACUGCCUCCGUACAAGAAACAAACAACGAAAGACAGAAGUAUCUCACCCUCAAAGUCAUGUCGCGCGAGAGACCCAGGAGAGGCGUACUACCUCCGGCUCAAGAGAACAUCGAGAAAUUACAGAAAGUUGUAGAAGGGGGUGAUUAUUAUGGAGCUCAACAAAUGUACAAAUCAAUUAGUGCAAGAUACGUGUCUGCUCAGAGGUAUUCUGAAGCAUUGGAUAUUCUCCAAUCCGGUGCAUGCAUCCAGUUGAAACAUGGGCAGAUUACUUGUGGGGCGGAGCUUGCUAUAUUGUUUGUGGAAACUCUUGUAAAAGGGAAAGUUCCUUAUGACGAUGAAACUCUUGAUCGUGUCAGGAAAAUAUACAAGACAUUUCCUCAGAUUCCUCUGCCACAGCACUUACCAGAUGACGAUGAAAUGCAGCAAAUUUCUGAAGCUCUUGGGGCAGCAAAAACACGUGUAGAGGGCUGCUCAUCAUUCUUAAAAGCUGCAAUAAAGUGGUCUGUGGAGUCUGGAGCACAUAAGAAUGGAUCUCCUGAACUACAUGUUAUGCUAGCUGAAUAUAUAUAUUCUGAAUCUCCUGAAGUGGACAUGGCUAGAGUAUCAUAUCAUUUUGUUAGAGGAAACAAUCCAAAGAAUUUUGCAUCUAUUCUAGUCAAUUUCACAGAAAAGUGUUAUCCAGGUGAAGAUGAUUUAGCCAUUGCCCGAGCAACUUUAAUGUAUGUAGCUUCGGGCAAUCUGAGAGAUGCUAACUAUCUCAUGGAUGAGAUAAAGAAAGAAGUGGCAUCUAAGCAGCUUGACUUUCCCCAGUCAGAUUUGAUCCAGUUCAUCAUAUAUCUUUUGCAAACAUUACAGAGAGAUGCUUUGCCUCUUUUUAAUAUGUUGAGAGCAAGUUACAAGACAAGUUUAGAAAGGGAACCUACCUUUAAUGAGUUGCUAGAUGAAAUUGCAGAGAAAUUCUAUGGAGUGCGACGUAGAAAUCCCCUACAAGGGGUGUUUGGGGAUAUUUUCAAGUUGAUGGGAGGUGAAUAGCAAUGUAACACAAGUUCAGUCUCUCAACCUUUAUGGAUCCAGCAACCCUACAUUUGCUGGCGCGUUCAAGAGGAGUUCUUCAUCUGUUUGGAGCUUCUUACCCAUUUUCAUAUUGUGUUUCGUGUUUCUUCUGAUAAUUCUAAGGUUAUUUUCAUCAGUGACCGGAAAGACUUGCUCCACUCUUGAACCCAACUGUACCAUUGCUCACUACACAAAAACCAAUGUUCUGCUUUUCUUAUGAAAUGAUUAUUUGAUUGUA